ACAGAGCUGGUCUGUCAGAAGAUGGGCAGAAGUCAACAGCGACAGAAGGUCAUUAAGUAUAUUCGUCAGGAUAGGCCCUCAUCGACUCGAGUCUUAUGUCAAAAAACAUCGUGUUGACUUGAGUGAUGUCCUGCUCGAAGGAGGGGGCAAUUUACUACACUUAAGCUGUGCUGUGGCCUCCGGUGCUUUGUUAAGUUAUCUGCUGAAGGAAAACAUUGAUCCUCUCCACAAAGAUGGAUUUGGGAACAUCCCCCUUCAUGUGCUAAUCCACAGAGCACUGGGUGACCUCAACAAGGGGGGCAACUCUUACUCUGCAGUAUACACAGAGAUGAUCCUACCCUACAGUGCGUCUUGUCCAGCAGCCCUGCAGAAGAAGACGCGGGCAGGUAAAACUGCUCAGACUCUCUUGGAUGGAUUUCUCUGUCAGUGGGAACAGGUCAAAGACAGACAGAGUUUUGCUGGCCCCUCCCAUGAUGACGAUGAUGAGUGGGAAGAGAAACUUAGAGAUGAAUGUGAUAACGAGUACAAUAUGAAUGGAGGAAUUUAUGAGCAAGAUUACACCUAUACCUCCUCCCAUACAUCAGAGUCGUAUGACGACUGGGCAGAACGGCUGACCAGAGAGCACAGGAGAAAGCGUCAUACAGCUUACACUCACACCCAGAGACCAGCACCACCGCUCCACAAAAAGUCUCGCCCCGCCGCAGAGGAUUUCACAGCCAAACAGCAGAAGUACCAAGAAGAACUGAACAGAGAGCGAGAAAAGUUGAAGAGGAAAUACAGAGGUGAUGAAGCCAGGGUAGAAGAAGGACGAAGACUGCUUAGGCAGAAACGAUCAAAAUAUGAAGAACAUUUCAAUGAGUUAACUCAGGAAGAGAACUCUUCUGCCAAGGAGUUAGGAUAUGAGGACAUUCCAUGGCCUCAUGAAGGCUCAGUUUCCAUGGUGAUGGAUGUGCUGUUUGUGGACAGUAAGAAAAAUGAUAAAACCAGCUUCAGGAAAUAUUUGCGUGAUCAGAUAUUAAGAUGGCAUCCGGAUAAAUUCGAGCAGAAAUUUGGACGAUGUCUGAAGCCUGACGAUAAAGACAAAAUUUUGAGCAGGGUGAAGGAAAUCUCACAGGCUUUGAAUAGCAUGGCCUCCUCAGGAACAUCCAAAUACUGACUCAUCUGAAUUAAAUCAGGCGCUCUCAUUGGGUCGGCCGUCAGUGGUCGUGUUUUCUUCACCUAUAUUUUAUGUAUUUGAUGGGUGUCUUAAAUUACAGGUAAAUUUUCUGAUGUGUGACAAACAGAUUUGAAGGCCAUAUUGAUGAAAGUUUUCAUGAAACAAAAAGAUUGUGCAAACAGCAAUAUCCUUCCAGGUGCUUCUGAGCUCUUAUUGUCAAAUUGGCCCAACAGACCGUGGGACUGAUGGAUCCUUAACCGAUAAAGCUGAUUUAUUUAUUUAUUUGAUUGGUGUUUUAUGCUACACUCAAGAGUAUUUCACUUAUACAAAGGCAGCCAGCAUUAUGGUGAGAGGAAACCGAGCACAGUGCAGGGGAAACCCACAACUAUACGCAGGUUGCCGACAGACUGUCCCAUGUAUAACCAGACAGGAAGCCAGUGUGAGCUGGUGACCUGAUAAAUAAUCUGGGGAGUGAUUAUAUCAAAUAAAUAAAUGAAUACAAUAAUCAUUUCAGUUGCUUAUCAACAACAUUCAGCAAAACCAGGGAGUGUGUGCAAUUUAUUCAAUUCUUGAAUGACUUCCCUACCUGGAAAACCUCCCACAAACGCAUGUUUUUAUGGAUUGAGAGAGAAAAUAAAAGCUUUGAGAGAAUAUUGUAAGCUCCUGCUAUUAUAUUCCUUGGCCAGU
Liolophura sinensis is the source of this 1843-nucleotide messenger RNA. RefSeq names its product NF-kappa-B inhibitor-like protein 1. The record is from RefSeq and is a predicted model, not a curated record. NCBI's taxonomy places the organism in Eukaryota, Metazoa, Mollusca, Polyplacophora, Chitonida, Chitonidae. The transcript has 5 exons. The coding region runs from base 329 to 1156 and encodes 275 amino acids. Gene Ontology annotation, biological process: negative regulation of canonical NF-kappaB signal transduction.